GCAGACUCCGGGAUUGCGCUGCCCGCAGACCUGCCCAGUCGGUCUUGGACAUUCAGGGAGUGCUGUCCGGGAGCGCAGGGGAGCUCCCCCGGCUGGGGCGUGCAGGCAGGAUGGUUUGUGCCGGGGCAGCCGUCGGGCCCGGCCUUCUCUGUGCCUGGGGGCUCCUGCUGCUCGCAGCUCCCACUGAGGCGCAACGCGGCCGGAAAAAAGUUGUGCACGUGCUUGAGGGAGAGUCAGGCUCGGUAGUUGUGCAGACAGCACCCGGGCAGGUGGUCAGCCAUCGGGGCGGCACCAUCGUUCUGCCUUGCCGCUAUCACUAUGAGGCUGCUGCUGACGGCCACGACGACAUCCGCCUGAAGUGGACUAAGGUGGUGGACCCGCUAGCCUUCGUUGACGUCUUCGUGGCACUGGGUCCCCAACACCGGGCAUUUGGCAGCUACCGAGGGCGGGCCGAACUGCAGGGCGACGGGCCUGGGGAUGCCUCGCUGGUGCUCCGCAAUGUCACACUGCAAGACUACGGGCGCUAUGAAUGCGAGGUCACCAACGAGCUGGAGGAUGACACAGGCAUGGUCAAGCUGGACCUGGAAGGUGUGGUUUUUCCCUACCAUCCCCGUGGGGGCCGCUACAAACUGACCUUCGCUGAGGCGCACCGUGCAUGCGCCGAGCAGGAUGGUAUUCUGGCUUCGGCGGAGCAGCUGCAUGCGGCGUGGCGCGACGGCCUAGACUGGUGCAACGCAGGCUGGCUCCGCGACGGUUCCGUGCAGUAUCCGGUGAGCCAGCCCCGGGAGCCCUGCGGCGGGGCCACAAACCCCGGAGCCGGCAGAGGCACCCCCGGGGGCGUACGCAACUACGGCUACCGCCAUAACGCAGAGGAGCGCUACGAUGCCUUCUGUUUCACCUCCAACCUCCCGGGGCGAGUGUUCUUCCUGAAGCCCCUACGGCCGGUGCCUUUUGCUGGGGCGGCGCGCGCGUGCGCUGCGCGCGGUGCGUCAGUGGCCAAGGUGGGGCAGCUGUUUGCCGCGUGGAAGCUGCAGCUACUGGACCGUUGCACGGCUGGCUGGCUGGCCGACGGGAGCGCACGCUACCCCAUAGUGAACCCGCGAGCGCGCUGCGGGGGCCGCCGACCUGGUGUGCGCAGCCUGGGCUUCCCUGACACCGCUCGCCGCCUCUUUGGCGUCUACUGUUACCGCGCACCAGGCGCACCAGACCCUGCACCCGGCGGCUGGGGCUGGGGCUGGGCCGGUGGCGGCGGCUGGGCUGGAGGAGCUCGAGACCCUGCUGCCUGGACCCCGCUGCGCGUCUAA
Chrysochloris asiatica (Cape golden mole) is the source of this 1304-nucleotide messenger RNA. It is a transcript of the gene HAPLN4, whose product is annotated as hyaluronan and proteoglycan link protein 4. The transcript is spliced from 5 exons. The annotation marks the transcript as partial. The record is from RefSeq and is a predicted model, not a curated record. NCBI's taxonomy places the organism in Eukaryota, Metazoa, Chordata, Mammalia, Afrosoricida, Chrysochloridae. Gene Ontology annotation, molecular function: hyaluronic acid binding. Gene Ontology annotation, biological process: cell adhesion.